UCUUGUUGUAUGUCUCAAUUCCAUUGUUUUUAUUUGACAAUCAUACACUCUUUCUUUGCAGCCAACACCAUUUUACUAACUGGGCUUAGUGAAAGUGGGAAAACUGUUCUGUUUUACCAACUUCGAGAUGGCUCCUCUCACCAGGGCUUUGUAACAUCAAUGGAACCAAAUCAAGGGAAUUUUUUACUACACUCUGAGGCUAGUAAGAAGGGAAAAUUGAAGCCCGUUCACGUAGUUGAUGUUCCUGGUCAUUCACGGCUUGGACCUAAAAUGGAUGAGUUAUUGUCUCAAGCAGCUGGCAUAGUUUUUGUGGUGGAUUCUGUGGAUUUCCUACCAAAUGUUCGUACUGCUUCUGAGUACAUGUAUGAUAUUUUGACCAAGGCAAGCGUAGUGAAGAAAAAGAUUCCGUUACUACUCAUGUGCAACAAGGUGGACAAAGUUACUGCACAUUCAAAGGAUUUAAUCCGAAGACAGCUGGAGAAAGAAAUCAACAAACUCUGUGCUUCGAGGACAGUGUUGUCUUCAGCAGUUUUUAUGAGUAAAGAAUAUACGCUAGGGGUAGCCGGAGAAGCUUUUGCAUUUUCUCAGUGCCUGAACAAAGUUACAACUGCAGAAGCAUCAGCUGUUAGAGCAGUUUAUCAGAGAAUAUAUAAAGCCUUAAUAUGUUGUGUCAAUCAGAUUGAUGGUUGCAACUAACAACCAAUCCACCGUGAAUAGAUAGGAACGAGAGCAAUGAAUACAACUUCAAAGAGGCAGAUGUUUGUUGUAUUUUUAAAACUGUUUAGAAUUACCAACUGCAAAUGUUUCUAGCAAUUUAAACCCUGGUUCUGCUU
Molecule: messenger RNA, 833 nt
Organism: Salvia miltiorrhiza (redroot sage)
Lineage: Eukaryota; Viridiplantae; Streptophyta; Magnoliopsida; Lamiales; Lamiaceae
Biological process (GO): protein targeting to ER
Cellular component (GO): signal recognition particle receptor complex
Source: RefSeq, a predicted model, not a curated record